Molecule: messenger RNA, 2567 nt
Organism: Myotis lucifugus (little brown bat)
Lineage: Eukaryota; Metazoa; Chordata; Mammalia; Chiroptera; Vespertilionidae
Gene: RASGRP4
Product: RAS guanyl releasing protein 4
Exons: 18
Biological process (GO): positive regulation of GTPase activity; Ras protein signal transduction
Cellular component (GO): plasma membrane
Molecular function (GO): calcium ion binding; guanyl-nucleotide exchange factor activity
Source: RefSeq, a predicted model, not a curated record
CAAGCACUGAGGAGGCCCCAGCUCCCAAGGGGCUAAGAAGCUGGAGCAUUGGUGAAAGGGGAGAAGCUGAGCCAGACCCUUGCAAGACCCCCUCCAACCCCACCCCCAGGAAGCAUGAACAGGAAAGACAGCAAGAGGAAGUCCCACCAGGAAUGCCCAGGAAAGACAGGAGGGCGGGGCCGGCCCCGACAGGCCCGCCGCCACAAGACGUGCCCCAGCCCCAGGGAAAUCAGCAAGGUCAUGGCUUCCAUGGCUCUGGACAUGCUGAAAGAGGGCGGCUGCAGCGAAGAUGAGCUGCUGGAGAAAUGCAUUCAGUCCUUUGACUCGGCUGGCAGCCUGCGCCGUGGGGACCACAUUCUCAACAUGGUACUGGCCAUGCACAGCUGGGUGCUGCCUUCUGACCACCUUGCUGCCCGUCUGCUGACCUUGUAUCAGGAGGCCACAGGGAACACGCAGGAGCUGAGGCGGCUGCAGAUCUGUCACCUGGUCAGGUACUGGCUGACCCAACACCCUGAGACAGUGCACCAGGAGCCCCAGUUAGAGGAGGUUAUAGGUCGUUUCUGGGCCACUGUGGACCAGGAAGGCAACUCAGCCCAGAGGAGCCUGGGAGAUUCCUCCAACCUUCUGAGCCCUGGUGGCCCUGGCCCCCCACCCUCCAUAAGCAGCCCAGGCCUGGGCAAAAAGUGCAAAGUGUCCUUGCUUUUCGACCACCUGGAGGCAGGGGAGCUGGCUCAGCACCUCACUUAUCUGGAGUUCCGGUCCUUUCAGGCUAUCAAGCCCCAGGACCUGCGAGACUACGUUUUACAGGGCUCUGUGCGAGGCUGCUCGGCCCUGGAGGGAUCCGUAGGUCUCAGCAACAGCGUGUCCCGCUGGGUGCAGGUCAUGGUGCUGAGCCGGCCCGGGCCCACACAGCGCGCACAGGUGCUGGACAAGUUCAUCUGACUCGCAAAGCAUCUCCACCAGCUGCAGAAUUUCAACACACUGAUGGCAGUCACUGGGGGCCUGUGUCACAGUGCCAUCUCCAGGCUCAAGGACUCCCAUGCCCACCUGAGUCCUGACAGCACCAAGGCCCUGCUGGAGCUGACUGAGCUGCUCGCUGCCCACAACAACUAUGCCUGUUAUCGCCGAGCCUGGGCUGGCUGUAUGGGCUUCCGGCUGCCUGUGCUGGGUGUGCACCUCAAGGACCUGGUGUCCCUGCAUGAGGCACAGCCAGACAGGUUACCUGAUGGCCGCCUGCACCUUCCCAAGCUCAACAGCCUCUACCUACGGCUGCAGGAACUGGCAGCCCUUCAGAAGCAGCAUCCCCCCUGCAGUGCCAAUGAGGACCUGCUGCAUCUGCUUACACUUUCCCUGGAUCUCUUCUACACGGAGGACGAGAUCUAUGAGCUUUCUUACACCCGGGAGCCUCGCUGUCCCAAGAGUCUGCCAUCCUCCCCCUUCAAACCACCCCUGGUGGUGGAGUGGGCCCCUGGUGUGAUGCCCAAGCCCGACAGGGCCACCCUGGGUCUGCAUGUGGAGCAGCUGGUAGAGUCCGUGUUCAAGAAUUAUGACCCUGAAGGCCGAGGAACCAUCUCUCUUGAGGACUUUGAGCGACUCUCAGGCAACUUCCCCUUUGCCUGCCAUGGGCUUCACCCACCCCCCGGCCAAGAGAGUGGCUCCUUCAGCCGAGAGGAGCUGACGGGAUACCUUCUCCGGGCCAGUGCCAUCUGCUCCAAGCUAGGCUUGGCCUUCUUGCACACCUUCCAUGAGGUCACCUUCCGCAAGCCCACCUUCUGUGACAGCUGCAGUGGUUUCCUCUGGGGUGUUACCAAGCAAGGCUACCGCUGUCGGGACUGUGGACUGUGUUGCCACAAACACUGCAGAGACCGAGUAAAGGAGGAGUGUAGGAAGCCAGGGCCCAAGGGCGACAUGAGCCCCCCAGGAGCCCCUGUCCUACCCACACCGACGCCCCGUGCCAGCUGUGGCUCUGAGGACAGUCUUUCCUACACAUACGCCCUGGAACCUGAGACGGAGUGCCACCUUCACCAUGCUUGGACCCAGACAGAGCCCCCACACCCUUCCUGGGAACCAGACACGGUUCCCCUCCCAACGAUGGCCUCGCCACCCAUCCAGUCCUCCAAGCCAAAUUCCUAGACAUCGGGAAGUUAUUUUCUUCUUUUGCAUCAGAGUAGCUAUUAAUUGGACUCCCUUAUCCUGCACUUAGUUAACUGUGCAGCUCCAUGUUGGACGCAUUUAAUCUUACUAUUAUUUUACCAACUCCUUAAGUCUUCAUUUUACAGAUGAAGAAACUGAGGCUCCGUGAGGUUAAGCUGCUCACCCAAGGUGGCGGAGUUCCUAAGUGUUGGAGGCAGGACUCAAACCCAAGUCUUCUGUCUGCCUCUAACUCAGAAGCUUCUGAUCAAUGUGCUACACUGACAGUCAGCGUGGGUCAGGAGGGGGACGGGAGAGAAGGGCAGAGUCCCAAACACUGGGGUUCUAGAGCAGGGGUGGGCAAACUUUUUGACUCAAGGGCCACAAUGGGUUCUUAAACUGGACUGGAGGGCCGGAACAAAAGCAUGGAUAGAGUG